Phycodurus eques (leafy seadragon) is the source of this 2033-nucleotide messenger RNA. RefSeq names its product family with sequence similarity 174 member C (gene fam174c). The transcript is spliced from 2 exons. Lineage: Eukaryota; Metazoa; Chordata; Actinopteri; Syngnathiformes; Syngnathidae. The coding region runs from base 993 to 1382 and encodes 129 amino acids. The record is from RefSeq and is a predicted model, not a curated record. Gene Ontology annotation, cellular component: extracellular region.
GACCGACCUGCCCAAUUCGGAGCCGAGCGUGUAGAACUCCUCCACGGUGCCGUCCCUGCGCGAGCCGUCCACCCAGAAGUCCGCCGUCUCCGAACCGGGCCGGGACGUCGGCAUCUUGAGCGCAGGCAGCGGGUUCCGAGUCCAGAUGGGGCAGAACCAGAACCAGAACCAGAUUAGAGGGAUGGAGAGGCGGGCGGGGUUGCUGUUAAUCCCGCCUCAAAACGCACAACCGACACGGACCUGUUUUCUUUUUCUUUUUUUUCUUUUUCUUUUUUUUUUGUUUUUGUUUUUUUUACUCCACACCGAUACCAGAACUCGGAACCUGCUCAGCUUCCAUCGGGCCUACAACGGGUCGGACGCCGGCUCCGUUCGUGCCAUCGUCCUCGUCGCGGCAGACCUGCCUCCGCACCGGUGUCCGUUUUUCCGUGGUGGUGGUUCCUCCGGACACAAGCGCGGACCGUCCAAAUGGCGCAGCCGUGUUCUUCGGACGGGGUCCGGUGCGCUGUGUGUGAUGUAGCGGCGGCUGCGGCUGCUGCUGCUGCGGCGGCGGCGGCGAUAAUCUCCCCGCCCCGCCCCCGGCAGCAUUCGGGCCAAUCCAAAUCUCGCCAAUGGACGCUCGAGCUGUCACUCACAGCCGAGCCCGCAAAACGCUCACUUCCGCCUCUUGGCGAACUCCUUCCGGUUCCCAUUUGUCUCGCUUGAGAGCUCGUUCUUGUUUUCAUUGAGUGUUCUUCUUGGAUCGAUUCCCAGUCGAGAGGCGGUUCCCCGCUGUAGUUCCCCAGGCGUCCACAGAGGGGCGCGCCCGUCAACACAAUUCCAGCCGACGUACGGGCGCGAUGACGCCACGCUCACGUCGCGUCACUCCAUUUCCUGGUCGGCGUGACGUGUGCUUUGUCAACAAAGUGGCUGGUCGCGUUCCGAACGAGACUUGAGCGCUCUCUUCGAGUUCUUCAACGACUUCGAGGUCUUUCCUUUGCUUUGCUCCUUUUUUUAUGGCGGCGUACGCGCUUGUUGCGCUUCUUGUGGUUUUUCUUGUUCCGCUGUGCCGGACGCUCGCGGUUGUGGCGACGGAACCGAGCGGCACCGCCUGGAGAAACGGCAGCGGCGGCGGCGGCGGAGGACCGGAAGUGAUGAGGGGCUUCUCGGUUGACUCGGCCAUGGUCCAGCGAGCUUUGUACGUGCUCGUCGCCAUCAGCGCCUUUGGACUUCUCUACUUCCUCGUCAGGGCCGUGCGCGUGAAGAAGCCGUCCCACAGGAAGAAGUACGGCGUGCUGGCUCACUCCGAGGACGCCGUGGAGCUGACGGCGGCCGCCGCCAGCGACGACGAGGACGACACGCUCUACGAAGCUCGCUCCCUCCGCAGGUCAGAGGUCGCAUCGUGACGCCGCACGGCCGACAUCACACUGACCUUUGACCCCAAACCACGCGUGUGUUCAGAUGAGUGCGGCGGCGAAGAUGAUUGACGGCCGACGACUUUUUGGUCAUCAUCACUUUUCUUUCCUUUAUUUGCUUUUUUUUUUUUUUGGUGUUCUAUUGUAAUUUUUGCAAUUGUUUUAAUUUAUUUUCUAAAUUAGUUUUAUUUUGUAUGUCAUUAACUUUUUUAAUUUUUUGCUGCUGCUGUUUUCCAAAGAGGAGCCGGAACCCGCUGACUGUCACAGCCCGUGAUUGGUCCAACCAGAUUUGCCCGUCUCGGUGACGAGCAUUAUGGCUAAUGUGGACUACGUAUUUUUAUUUCACUUUUUUUUUUUUACUGGGGGAGGGUUCAUGGUGACGGGUGUAAUGCUGACAUUAAACCAGCAGGUGUCGUUUGGAGCAAAAUGUUAAUGUCAAUUAAAAGGAUACCUUUGUAUUCUUCAACAUUCUUUUUUUCCUUUGCAUAGUUGUAGACCACAGAUGUUAUGUUUAUCAAUAACAACACACGUGUAGACAGUUUGGCAGUGUCUAGAAGAUUCAUAUUUUAUGUGUGGGUCAUUUUCAUAUUUGCCUAAUAAUGGUAGACACACUUGUAUAUUAAAAAAAAAAUUCUUGUCGUA